UACAUUGGUUGACAUUAAGCUAGUCAUGAUUUUCGUUUCUAUUUACCUGCCUAACCUUUAAGUUCAAAGCGUGUAAGGCUGUUGUGAAAUAGGUAUAUAGCAUGUAUUAUAUAGUAAUCCCAUGUUUUAUUGAAAAAAAUAUUAAACUGAUUCUGAACCUUUUUGUUUGUUAAUAAUGCAGUAUAGGAUGCGUCGAGAAACGGAAAACAGCUGUUGCGUUGCCGAGUGCAGCAGUGAAAGUGACAAUUCCCACAGACCUGAAAGCACCGUUAUAGUAACAGAGGAAGAGGAGGAAAGAGUUUCCGCGUUUGAAUUUACACAAAAACACAAGUCUUUCUCAUCAUGUCAACGUUGGGUAAAUGCUUCCUCGUUGCUCUCAUCUAUGCAACGUUAGCAGAAGAUUUUAAACUAAAACACCAACCAGCCUCUAAACCUGUGCGUUUGUUCACCGAGGAGGAGCUGACGAGAUACGACGGCAGUCAGGAGGAUGAGCCCAUUUAUAUGGCUGUGAAAGGAGUGGUAUUUGAUGUGACUACAGGGAAAGAAUUCUAUGGUAAAGAUGCUCCGUACAACGCUCUGGUUGGUAAAGACUCCACUCGAGCUGUGGCUAAAAUGUCUCUGGAUCCUGAGGACCUGACAUCAGAUACAACAGGUCUGACUGAUGAACAGCUGGAGUCUCUGGACAGUAUAUUUGAAGACACGUAUAAAACCAAGUAUCCUAUAGUGGGCUACACAGCCUCACGUAUCCUGAGCGCUGAUGGAAGUCCCAAUAAAGACUUCAAACCAGAGGAUCAGCCUCACUUUCAGAUCAGAGAUGAGUUUUAAUCUGAGCUCCUGUUGUUGCUUUUGUCCUGUUGUUUUUUUGUUCACAGUUUAUUCGUCUUUUUCAUGUUUCCUGUUUAUGUAGAAGUAGAAACAAAACCUUGUGCAAUGGCAAAAUGGACAAAAUACACGUUAAAGGUACUUCAAUUUAGUUUUUUUUUAACAAAGUUCAAUUAUAGUACAUGCUGUACAUGUAUACUGUAUAUGUAAAAUAAUUUUAUUUCCUAGGACGGGCGGGGUUUGUGAACAGAGCUGGUUAUUUGAUCUGGUUUCCACCGCAGUGAGAAUGUUCCGUUAAAAGACUGAAAACAAAUAAUGACCAAAAUGUAGACAGUCUCACAGUCCUUAAUAGAAGACGGACAAUAUUUACGUUUCCCUGCAAAUAUUUUAGCUUUCAUUUAUGAGGCUUUUUCAAAACUUUGGAUAAAAAUAUUUAAAUCCAUAAAUUCAUUUAAAUAUACUUUGUAACAGUUGACUUUAAUAAGAAUUUAUGUUUUAUUAAAUGAUCAGAUCUGCUGGUUUUAUAUCAUUUAAUGAAACAAUAACAAAUUAUGCUUUUUAUUUUGAAGCGCUACCGUGUGGUCAACAAUAAAACUGCAAGUUUUUUUUUUCCAAAAAUAUACAUUAUGGCUUCAACAAGAAGAAGUGUGUUUGUUACAUGACAUUAAUGACAUGUUAAUGAUUGUUUUUACACUGGUCAAUGUUGUGGUUUUCGUAUCAACUGUUCUGGCCUUCAGAGACCGCGUUGUCUAUAAUUAGGAUCUAUUAAAACACAAUCAUGAUGUGUUAAAGAGUGUUUACGAUCUGAACUUUCCUGCUUGUUUUCAACCUUGUUUUUUCAUUUGAG
Molecule: messenger RNA, 1669 nt
Organism: Cynoglossus semilaevis (tongue sole)
Lineage: Eukaryota; Metazoa; Chordata; Actinopteri; Pleuronectiformes; Cynoglossidae
Gene: nenf
Product: neudesin neurotrophic factor
Exons: 4
Coding region: 343-825 (160 amino acids)
Cellular component (GO): endoplasmic reticulum; endomembrane system; membrane
Source: RefSeq, a predicted model, not a curated record